GAAAUGGUGGCUGUUGAGUUGGUGGAAAUUAUGGCUCAUGUCAGAAAAGAGCAAAGCAAAAUGCGGAGAACAUAAAGCGCAUGGCAGACUUUGUGGACAUCCUAGCAGAAGAUAAAAAUUGACUCCGAACCAAAACCAAUGGCAAGUUUUCAUGUUCAGUGGGGAAAUCUCUGAAUUGAAGAAAGUUCAAUUUGAAAUCAUUGCAAUACAGAACCAGAACUUGCAAAUUUUUGAGGAUCAGUUGGACUCAUUUGAACAAAACAUCCUUGUGUUGGGAAACUCGGUUCAAUUGUUAUUUUCAAGACAACAGAACAACGACAGCUCCUCCAAACUUUACCGGGUGGUGGGCAGUUCCUACUCCGACUGCGGGGCCAGUGGGGACUCCAUCCACAUCUCAGGAAUAUCUGUCUCUCCCGACACCAUCUCCAUUCCUGGAACUAUAGUUAUCACUGCCUCAAUUACGAACACCGCCAACAUAUCAGCUCCCAUCAAAGCUGAUGUCUCUGUCAAAGUCAAGGUCAGCAUCAUCACCAUCGAUCUCUGUGCCGAGGGACUGAUCAACUGCUCAUUCGCCGAUGUGUGUGCGGAUGCAUCUGCCACCGGAAUCAGCCUCUGCCCAGUGCCCGCUGGAACUAUCUCUGUGAACCAGCUCUCCAUCCCCAUCCCGGCUAUCCCUUCAGUUCCUGUGGAUAAAGUGACUGUAGAAGCCAAAGCAGUUCUCUCCCAAAAUGGGGCUGAGCUCGGAUGCGGAGAAGCGACUGUGAAAGCCGAUUUCAAUCAAUUAGAACUAAAUCAUUUCUAGCUAUUAUUAGAACUGAAUCAAAAAGUUAAUUUUUAACAAUUUUUACUCAUAUCGAUAUAUACUAUCACGAGUUAAAUAAUUCUUGUUUCA
Symsagittifera roscoffensis is the source of this 892-nucleotide messenger RNA. RefSeq names its product ganglioside GM2 activator-like. NCBI's taxonomy places the organism in Eukaryota, Metazoa, Xenacoelomorpha, Acoela, Convolutidae. The coding region runs from base 152 to 802 and encodes 216 amino acids. Gene Ontology annotation, molecular function: enzyme activator activity; lipid carrier activity. Gene Ontology annotation, cellular component: cytoplasmic side of plasma membrane. The transcript is spliced from 3 exons. Gene Ontology annotation, biological process: ganglioside catabolic process; lipid transport. The record is from RefSeq and is a predicted model, not a curated record.